This is a messenger RNA of Cercocebus atys (sooty mangabey), 1375 nucleotides long. It is a transcript of the gene DYNLT5, whose product is annotated as Tctex1 domain containing 1. Gene Ontology annotation, biological process: microtubule-based movement. Lineage: Eukaryota; Metazoa; Chordata; Mammalia; Primates; Cercopithecidae. The record is from RefSeq and is a predicted model, not a curated record. Gene Ontology annotation, cellular component: cytoplasm; cytoplasmic dynein complex. Bases 135 to 671 code for a protein of 178 amino acids. Gene Ontology annotation, molecular function: dynein intermediate chain binding. The transcript has 5 exons.
UCCAGUGGGAGUGCGUCGGCGGCCGCCGGCUGAGUGAGGCCCGGGAGACCGGAGCCGCGCCGCGCGCAGCGUCUGCAGUGGACGAGCCGGAGGUCUGGGAGGCUCCGGGCGAAGCCUCCCUGCUGCAGGUUGUGAUGAUGCCAGACAAUACUAAAGACAGAGCAGCUCGUUCAUCGAAGAAAAGAGGGAGUAUUUCUUCUCUAAGUAAUCAUGAAUUUUGGCGAAAGGAAAUUCAUGGGCGCACCAAAGAUUCUACGAGUACCGUGUCUUACAUGGAUGAACCUAGUCAGCGUGAUGAUGUCUCUCGCCUUACAGUUCAGAUGGAAAACAGCUAUCAAUUGGGUCCUCCCAAACAUUUUCCUGUGGUCAUUGUCAAUCAUAUUUUGAAAGAUGUGUUAACCAGCUAUCUACAAGUAGAAGAAUAUGAACCAGAGCUCUGUAGACAGAUGACUAAAACCAUUUCUGAGGUUAUUAAAGCCCGGGUCAAGGACUUGAUGAUUCCACGAUAUAAACUAAUUGUGAUUGUUCACAUUGGACAACUGAACAGGCAGAGCAUACUUAUUGGAAGCAGAUGCCUCUGGGAUCCUAAAAAUGAUACCUUUUCAUCUUACGUUUUCAGAAAUUCUUCUCUUUUCGCUCUUGCAAAUGUCUAUGCAGUUUACCUUGAGUGACUGAAAAAAAGAAAUCUAGCUCUUACUUUUGAAAAUCCUGAGGCAGACUGUAUGUCUGUAUACAAAAGUUUGACUGCCAAAACCUUUGAGAAAGAAACAACACGGAUAUUUCAAGCAACUGGAAGCUUUUGAAUUUUUUCAUAUUCUAGUAAAGAUUGGGGGCGGGGAGAAUAGCACAGAAAGAAUCUUGUUUUUCUAAAGCAGGAACGUGGUCUUGGUUUUGCUGGAUUGUUUUCCAUAGACAUAGAUUCUUAUUAAAUAUUUGUUUUGGUACUAAUUAUUUUAAUUAUUCUUUAAUUAAAGAGUUACAAUUUCCUGCAUUGUUUUUUAAUAAAGAAAAGCUUUAGAAAAACUAUGGCUAUAUACCCUGACCAAUAAAUGAUAGCAGAAUAUUCAACAUGGGAACACACAAAUGAUAAAUAAUAUGCCUCAGUGCUGCAUAUAAAAGAAUACUGGGUUUCAUUUUGUGCUUAAUAAAUUGAGCAGCAUUCAUUAAGUGCAAUUAUUGUUACAUGUACCUGACAGUUGAAACUGCUGAGGUAGAAUUAAUGGCUUCAUAACAAUUAUCGUGGUCCCACGGGCUGCAAGCUAAAACUAGAAGCUCUUGUGACUUGCCUGCACUUUACACAACUGUGGGAGAACUGAAUGUUGGCUCUUCAGUAAUGGAAACUAUAAAGUGAAUAAAGGCUUUUUGGGGCACUGAA